Molecule: messenger RNA, 9057 nt
Organism: Anarrhichthys ocellatus (wolf-eel)
Lineage: Eukaryota; Metazoa; Chordata; Actinopteri; Perciformes; Anarhichadidae
Gene: igf2r
Product: insulin-like growth factor 2 receptor
Exons: 50
Coding region: 89-7444 (2451 amino acids)
Biological process (GO): lysosomal transport
Cellular component (GO): late endosome; plasma membrane; trans-Golgi network
Molecular function (GO): signaling receptor activity; insulin-like growth factor binding; D-mannose binding
Source: RefSeq, a predicted model, not a curated record
UUCACUUCCUACUGAUUUGCUCCACAGCAGACAGACUACCGUAUCAUGUCGUCUUAGGCGCCACAGACUGAUAUCCACCGCUGUUAACAUGUUACUUCUGUGUAAAUCUGACCGCUUCUCGCCUCUGAAGCUGGUUCUUUGGUUAGUUGCGUGUCUGGGAUGUUUGUCCGUCCGGUCCGGAGCGGAGGAGGACAGCAGCAGCCCGUGGUACCGGGACCUCUGCAGUUUUAAAUGGGAGGCUAUUGACCAGGAUAAUAAGGUGAGCUACACGCUAAAGCUCUGCGAGUCUUCACCGUCAACCAGCUGUGGCCCCGGCACCGCCGUCUGCGCCCAGAACCUCACCACCAAAGCAAACCAGUCUGUCGGUGAGCUGUCCCUGUACACGCUGUCUGGCACGGUGCUGGAUUACAACAGCACAGAGAAAUGUCCUGAGAGCGGCAACAGCAUUCAGACCAGCAUCAGCUUCCAGUGCGGGAAAACCCUGGGGACCCCGGAGUUUGUCGCCGUGUCCCAGUGUGUGCAUUACUUCGAGUGGAGGACCUUCACCGCCUGCAAGAAAGAUAAAUUCAAGCCACACAAAGAGGUGCCCUGCUAUGUGUUCGACUCUGACGGUAAGAAGCACGACCUCAGCCCCCUGAUCCGAGUGAACAACGGCUAUCUGGUGGACGACGGAGACGACAGCAUCGACUUCUACAUCAACAUCUGCAGGAGUCUCAACCGACCAGACAAAUCGUGUCCGGAGGGCUCUGCAGCCUGUCUGGUCACCAGUCAUGGCUCCUACGACAUGGGCUCUCCUACCGCACAGCUAGAGCUGUUAUCCAACGACAGACUGAAGCUGCACUAUGAAGUCGCUGCUGGUUCAUCUCCUCCGGACAUCUGCAAUGGACACGAACCUGCCGUCACCAUCACUUUCAUCUGUCCGUCAAGCAGACAUUCAGGCAGCACUCCUAAGAUGACAGCGGGGUCGAACUGUCGCUACGAGGUGGAGUGGGUGACUGAGUACGCGUGUCACAGAGACUACCUGGAGAGCCACACCUGCAAACUGACCAGCGAACAGCACGACAUCUCCAUAGACCUAACACCUCUCACCUUGAGCUCUACAGACAGCCCGUACUACGCACACUCUGGGUCCAGUGACGGGGAUGACAGCUACAUCUACUACCUGAACGUGUGUGGAGAGAUCCCCACUGCUGAAUGUGGCCACGACCAGUUCGUAUCGUCCUGCCAGGUGAAGAAGUCCAGAGACAUGAAGAAGGUGGCUGGAAGAUAUCAGAACCAGACACUACGUUAUUCAGAUGGAGAUCUGACUCUGAUCUACCCGGGCGGGACCAGAUGCACCUCCGGCUUCCUGAGAAUGACCAUCAUCAACUUUGAGUGCAACAAGAAUGCAUCCAACGGUGGGCGAGGGAGUCCAGUGUUUGCGGGGGAGACAGACUGCACUUAUUUUUUUAACUGGGAGACGGCCUUCGCCUGCGUCAAGGAGAAAGAGGAUCUACUGUGUCGAGUCAGAGAUGACAACAAACACUACGACCUUUCACCCCUCACAAGAUACCCUGGGUCAGAUGUCGGUGGGAACUGGGAGGUGGUGGAUGCUAAAUCUCCAAAGCUGGACUCGCGUUUCUACCUGAAUGUCUGUCACAAAGUCAUCCAGACGGGUGCAGCUGCCCGCUGCCCGGUGAAUGCCUCCAUCUGUGCCGUGGAUAAGGAUAAUGGGGCGAUCAGCCUAGGCAGCUUCCUCUCAUCUCCCCAGAAGACUAAAAUAGGAAAUGACAUCAGACUGGUGUAUACCGAUGGAAGUUUUUGCAGCAAUAAAAAGAUGAGGAUCCAAACUAUCCUGACCCUCAAGUGCAAACCGGGAGAUCUGGAGAGCGCUCCCGUCCUUCGUAGCGUUGCGUCGGACGGCUGUAUGUAUGAGUUGGAAUGGUACACUGCCGCCGCCUGCGUCCUCUCGAAGACUCAGGGAGACGACUGCAAAGUGGAGGACCCUCAGGCUGGCUUCUCUUUCGACUUGUCGCCUCUCUCCAAAGCCGACGGUGACUUCUACAACCUGACCAGCGGCAACUAUGACUACUACAUCAACGUCUGUGGGCCCGUCAAGGCUGCCAGCUGUCCUGAAAAGGCCGGAACAUGCCAGGUCGACAAGAGUUCUUGGAGUCUUGGGGAAGCGAACUCCCGCCUGUCGUACUACGAUGGCCUGAUCCAGCUGUCCUACAGUCACGGCUCCCAGUACAACAACAAAGAACACACUCUCAGAUCCACUCUCAUCUCUUUCCUCUGUGACCCAGAAGCUGGAGCAGGUUAUCCCGAAUUCCAGGUUGAGGACAAGUACACCUAUAACUUCCGCUGGUAUACAUCCUACGCAUGUCCUGAAAGGCCUCAUGAGUGUUUGGUGACAGAUCCCAACACUCUUGAGCAGUACGACUUAUCCAGCUUGUCACGCGCCACCUCCAUCAGCAACUGGCAGGUCAUGGAUUUGUCUGACACCAUGAACCUGAAGAAGUACCACAUCAACAUAUGUCGGCCUAUCAACGCUGUACCAGGCUGCGACCGCCAUGCGUCCGUCUGCCAGAUGAAGUACAUACCCGAGCAGGGCUCUCCGAAGGAGGUUGUAUCCGUCAGUAACAUGGGUAUUUCCAAGCGAGGGCCGAUCAUCGAGGGGCGGGACCGGCUGCUGCUGGAGUUCACAGACGGCUCUGUCUGCAUGUCAGACGGCCUGAAGCUCGCAUACACGACACGCAUCCACCUGGUCUGCUCCAAAGGAACUGUGUCAAUGGGCCCGAGGUUCCUGAUGUACCAGAACUGUACUGCCACCUUCAUGUGGGACACCAGUGCAGCCUGCGCAAUCAAAACCACCACGAACAAUAACUGUGCCAUCGUGGAUCCCAACACUGGCUUUGAGUUCAACCUUCAGCUUUUGGCUUCUAAAACUGGAUACAAGACAACAGCGAAUGGAAAAGACUUCCUGGUGAACAUCUGCUCAGACGCUGCAGAAUGCGGACCGGGCAUAGCCGGCUGUGAGCUGGAUGAGGGGCAUCCGUCCAGCCCGGUGGGGGUGGAGAAGACCCUCCAGUACUCCACCGAUGGCCGUCUCACACUGACAUAUAAGGGAACCCUGGACGAGCCCACGGCAACUCGGGACACCUUCACCAUUAAUUUCGUGUGCGAUCCAACCUCUCACAACAGCUCAUUAAAACUGCUGCGAGAGGACCUGAGUUCUUUACCGAAACAUGUGGUCCACAACGUCUUCUUUGAGUUCUCCACCGCUCUGGCCUGCAUCCCUGCUCCAGUUGACUGCCAGAUCAUCGAUUCUCAUGGUAAUGAGUAUGAUCUAAGCCACCUGAUCCGGGAUGGAGAGGACAGCCCCUGGAUCGCCAUAGAUACAGAUGCUGUGAAAUCACGCAGCUUUUACAUCAACGUCUGCAAACCUCUGCCUCCAGUGAGCGACUGUCCCGUGGGUCCUUUGGGUGCCUGUGGCAUGAUUGAUGGGAACAGUUACAACCUGGGAUUCGUCCAGUCCAGCCCUCAGGCGGCAGAGGACGGCUCCAUCAGCAUCGUGUACCAGAACGGAGACCUGUGCGGUUCUGCAUCCCGCUACUCGACGCGCAUCAUCCUCCAGUGUGAUGACAACCCAGGCUCCCCCAUGUUUGACCGUAAAGAUGGUUGUGAAUAUGUCUUCAUCUGGAGGACAUCUGAGGCCUGCCCCAUCAGGAAGUCUCAAGGUGAUGACUGCCAGGUUCGUGACCCCAAGAGUGGCUACGAGUUCAACCUGAGCUCUCUGAAGGGUCAAGAUUACCCCGUCAACAGUGAUAAGUACGUCUACCACCUGUCGGUCUGCGGUGGGCUCAAGAGAGACAUCUGCACCCACAAAGACACAGGCCUUGAAACUGUCUCCUCCUGUCAAGUGGAAGGGGACAACUACAAGAUUGCAGGAAUGGCAUCCCAGGUUCUGAGCUAUGUGGGAGACCAGCUCAUCCUGAACUACACUAAUGGAGAGGCCUGUCAUAAGAUAUACAACAGAUCCACUGAAGUCUACUUCUCCUGCCACCCUGACAGGCAUCCUGGAAAACCAGAGUUCAUCAAAGAGACUCCAGACUGCACCUACCUGUUCAGCUGGCCCACCGCUCUGGCCUGCGUCCCAGUCAAGACCACCAGCUGCUCCUACAAUGAUAACCAGGGACACUCGUACGACCUCUCCCCUCUGGCUAUGGACUCUCGAAACUGGGAAGUGGAGCACUCUACAGGGGACACGAAGAACCAAUUCUACAUCAAUGUCUGCAGGUCGCUGGUGCAGCAGGGAGGUACAUGGAAGUGUCCCUCCAGUGCAGCAUCCUGUUUGAAGGUCGGAGAGGACUAUGUGAAUUUGGGGCAGGUGGAGUCUGGUCCUACGUGGGACAGAAAUGUCCUGAAGCUGCAAUACACCAGCGGCCAGGUGUGUCCCGAUGGAAGCCGCAACAAGAGCAGCAUCAUCCGCUUCAAGUGUGACAAAGACAAAGUGGACUCCCGGCCUACUCUGAUCUCUGCCAUUGAGGACUGUGUGUACACCUUCCUCUGGUUAACAGCUGCAGCCUGCCCUCUGAACAGCACCCAACACGACAACUGCAGGGUCACCAAUCCCGCUACAGGUCAUUUGUUUGAUCUCAACACCCUGACAAAGGAAGGAGGUUACAAUGUGUACGAUCAUCAGGAACACAGGAAGACGUUCCACAUGAACAUCUGUAGGAACGUGUCUAACGCUGGAUGCAGCUCUGAAUCCGCUGUGUGUAUUAUGGAUGCCACGACCCCAGUGAGCGGCGGUCAGGUGAGCAGGGAACUCUCAUACAAGGAUCAGGUUCUGGAGCUGACGUAUGGAGGAGGAGGUCCCUGCCCAGCAAACCCCGACCUCAAACACAACACCAUCAUCCACUUCAUCUGCAGGCCACCUAACAUGGGCUCAGCCCCACCAGAGCCAGUUCUCAUCGACUCCAACGCUGACACCUGCACACACUUCUUCUCUUUCCACACACCCCUGGUCUGCGAACAGCCAGUGAAGUGUUCGGUCCAAAACGGCUCUGCUCUCAUAGACCUGACUCCUCUCAUCCACAUCAGUGGAUACUACACAGCAACAGACGACGCAGUGGACCAAAGUGACGGAUCUCCAGACUUCUACAUCAACAUCUGCCAGCCUCUGAACCCCAUCCCCGGGGUCACCUGCCCCUCUGGAGCCGCCGUCUGUGCAGACCCUGACAAUGGACCGCCUGUGGACAUUGGGCGGACUACCAGCGGUCCUGAGAUCAACAGUGCAACAGGGGAAGUGUCCAUCACCUACAGCAGCUCCACCAAGUGCACGGCUGAUCCUGCACAGAACUACACUUCGACCAUCAUCUUUACCUGCCAGAGAGGCCUGGAGCUGGGCUCUCCGCAAAUGCUGAGGCUGCAGGAAUGUGUCUAUUUGUUUGAGUGGGCGACUCCUAUAGUCUGUUCGGAUGCCACCCACACCAACACCAGCGGUUGCCAGCUCACCGACUCCCAGCUCCAGUUCACCUUUGAACUGUCCAGCCUCUCUGGUGAAGUCAAGGUACCAACGAACUCCAGCAUCUACCACAUCAACGUCUGCGGCUCAGUGGCCGAGCCGGCCUGCAAGAAGAGCGCGGUUUGCCGGCUGUCUGGUUCAGAGAAGUCAGCCUCAUCCUUUGGCAUCAGCAAGGCCAUGACGAUGGACUACAAACAUGACGAGGAGGCCGUACUGAUGCAGUACGGUGGGGGAGAUCCCUGCCCACCAGCCUCUGGUAAGCGUCAGUCCUCCAUAUUGUUUACCUGCGACCAGUCUGCAGGCCGCGGCUCUCCACAGCUGCUCUCAGAGACGGCGGGUUGUUCAGCCACUUUUCAGUGGCGCACCAGCGCCGUUUGUCCCCCGAUGAAGAUGGAGUGUAAGCUGGUCAGCCAGCAUCGGACCUUCGACCUCCGAACCCUGUCCUCCCUCACUGAGCCCUGGAAGUUUAGCCACCGAGGGGAUUCGUACUUCAUUAACCUGUGUCAGGGUAUCCACGGUGGAUUGCCAGGCUGUCCAGAGGGAGCAACCGUGUGCCGGCACACAGCAGCAGGACUGACCCAGACCCUCGGCCGAGUUUAUACUCAGAAAAUGAGCUCUGUUGAUGGAAAGAUUACUGUCAGCUACUCAGCGGGAGAAGAUGUCUGUGGCCACGGCGUGCAGGCCAAGACUGUAAUCCAGCUGAGCUGCGGCUCCACUGUUGGACACCCGGCACUCAUCAGCGUCGAUGAGGCGUCGUGUGAGUUUGUGAUUAGCUGGGAGACCCGGUCGGCGUGUGCUGUGAAGCAGCACGAGGUGGAGAUGGUGAAUGGGACGAUCCAGGUUCCCGACACUGGAGCCCGCCUCAGUCUGGGAAGGCUUUACUUCAGCCACCAUCAGGCGUCUGGAGACAUCCGUCCCAACGGCGACCGCUACGUCUACCACAUCCAGUUGUCUGGCAUCACCAACAACUCCCUGCCCACCUGUCUCGGUGCCAACAUCUGCCAGGUCAAGCUCAACGGGGCCUACAGACGCAGGAUUGGCUCUUCCAGCAAGGCCAAGUACUACGUUAAAGGAGGAAACCUGGAUGUGAUCGUGCCCUCUGAGUCGGCAUGUGGGCGGGAGAAGACCAAAACGGUGUCGUCCACCAUCAUGUUCCACUGUAACCCCUCGGUGGGCGUCGGCAUCCCCGAGUUUAUGCUGGAGACGGAUGGAUGCCAGUAUCUGUUUAUGUGGCACACGGACGCCGUGUGUGGUCUCACAACUGUUGACACACAGUCCAGUGAUGACGACAGCGAGGCUCCUGUUCUCUCCAGGCGGAGCCAGGCGGUGGGGGUGACGCUGAGUCUUCUGCUGCUGGUUCUGUCCGUCUGUCUGCUCGGGCUUUUGCUCCACAAGAAAGAGAGGCGAGAGCUGGUGAUCCAGAAGGUCGCUGGCUGCUGCAGGAGAGGAAACCAAGUCUCCUAUAAAUAUUCCAAGGUCAACAUGGAUGAAGAAGGGGGUGAAGAGGAGAUGGAGUGGCUGAUGGAGGAGCUGGAAGCACCUCCCACGUCCUCCUCCUCCUCCCACCGAGGGAGGAGUAACCUCGGCAACGGUCACAUCAAGACCAAGUCGGUGAACACGGACGGCCUGCGCUCGUUCUCGCUCGACGAGCAGGACGACGACGACGACGACGACGACGACAGCGAGGACGAGGUGCUGAGCGUCCCGGGGGUGCGAGUGGUCAAAUCCUCCGGAAUCUCCAGGCACUCUGCGGCCCAUCGUAGCCCCUUCCUUCAAGAGGAGAGUGACGAGGACCUGGUGGGCCUCCUGGACGAGUCGGACAAGAAGAGGAAGAGCAGCAAACCUCGCUCCUCAGGCCUUAAUCCCGGUAACAACACGGCAGCCAAUAGGAAACGGGACGAGGACGACAGUGACGAGGACCUCCUCAGGGUGUGAUGUCACUUCCUGCGUCCCGCUCCCCUACCACAACCAGUCUGAACUCUUCUCUCUCAGUGAAUGUCUCCAUAACAGCGACAACAGAUACCAACAACAAAUUGAAAGCAGAAUUCUUUUUUGUUGGGCUGCACCUUUACUUGGCCUCAGACUCUAUCCAGUCCACUGUCUACAGACUGUCAAUGUUAGCAUAUGGUUUCUUAUUUAUUGAUAGCUGAUUAUUUAAAGUGUUCUACAGGCUGUUUUUUGACCUGCACCCUAUUUUCUGUCAUAAUUCUGAAAUGAAAUAAGGUACUUCACUAUAGUUACUUCAAUCUCGCCACAUUUAUCGAAUACAGACUCUUAAAAUCAACCCCAGAGGCAUUGAAAGGCAUCUUCUUUGACACGUUGGCUCUGCAAUGUCCGUGAAAAGAUAUUUUCCUUUCUUUUUGAGUUUUUGAAAUAGAGUUGUGCCAUUGCUUUCGCUCUUUAUUUCAGCAUUGAUUAAGUUAAUUAAGAAUAAUAUCGUGUCUCAUUGCAGCGAAUGAAGAGAAAAGCUUUGACUACCUAUUCGGAGUUGAUUUUUAGUGUCCACGACUGUAUUUGAUAACUGUGGUGAGAUGAACAGUGAAGUAGCUCAAUAGUGAAACAAUUUAGCAGAUUUUUCUGAGGAAAACGACGGCUAUCAAAGAAAGAAAGAAGAAGCAGGGGGAAGCUGGUUUUGUUCCCUGAAUGUGGGCGGUGAAGGUGUCGGCUUGUGUUGAUUCUAAAGGGAAUGAAGACACCCGUUAAUCUUUUCUUGCUGUUUACAGUUGCUAUAAUAGCAGAUGUCUUCUCUUUCUUUCCCCUCGAAGAGAGAGUGCGAUGCCUUCCUGAUGAUGAACUUUACUUUGCUUUUUCAUCGAGGAGUCGUCUUCGGCGACAGAUUUUUGUCUUGUUUUGAUCAGAGACAUUGUACAUAGAGGAUGUAAUGUUCUAUAAUAUGAACAUUUUGUUUGUCUGUUUGUUGUCUUCACCGGUGAGUUGCUCACAUAUCUGUUUUUAUUAUUUAAAUGCUUGUCUGAGCUUGAAUCUCUGUUCUGUUUCGACAAUAGAGAUGGCCUUAAGUGUGAAUGGACGGUCGACGAGGACGGAGGUUGAAAGUGAAAUUUAAGAUGUUGGUUUAGUUUUGCGUUGGUUUUUGAAGUCCCCGCCUCCCGACAAAGCCAUAUUUCUACAGCCACCGCUGGCACUAAUGUCUGGAAGUUGGGAAUUUGUUUUCCCACGCUUGCUCAGUUUCCUUAUUCGGGUUUGUGAUCGUGUUGCUGCAGCAAAAGUGAAAUUUUAACCCGGUAAAGCCAAGUUGUUGUUGUUGUUUUUUGUGCCGAAAUCAGCUGUUUUGUAGCCAAAUGCAUGUGCCGAUGAAGAGACAAAAGAAAGACGUGAAGCGUUUAAGUUCCAAGAAUGCAGACAGUUUAUUUCCAUUUAACGUAUUUUCUGCUUAAUAAACAAACUCGCGUUUUAACAAAGCAUAUGAGUAAUGAUGGAGAUCAAGGGCCUGACAUAUUUUGGUAAAGUAUGUCAAACUGACACAUAAGUUCCCACAUAAGAGUGAUAUGAGUAAUCCUACGCAGUAUAAACAGAGUAUUUGUACCAUU